Macroventuria anomochaeta is the source of this 2315-nucleotide messenger RNA. RefSeq lists its product as uncharacterized. Gene Ontology annotation, cellular component: membrane. Gene Ontology annotation, biological process: transmembrane transport. The record is from RefSeq and is a predicted model, not a curated record. The transcript has 3 exons. Lineage: Eukaryota; Fungi; Ascomycota; Dothideomycetes; Pleosporales; Didymellaceae. The coding region runs from base 110 to 2173 and encodes 687 amino acids.
AACGAUUGCGAACUCCAAAUCAGUACUUGAAAGAAAAAGAAGGAAGUAGCGAACCGGUCGUCGGCAGACGCAAGUUGACUGGCCCUCAAGGGUCCCAGUAGCCACGAACAUGCUCUACGAGCGAGCGAGCAGCUCGGGCUCUCUCGAAGGUAUCGACAUCUCCACCGGCAAGAUCAGAGAAUGGCGGUCAAUCAUAACCCUCAUCGUCUUCGUUCUCACCAACAUCAAUGUUCUCUUCAGUUUUCACAUACCACUAUACGCCCCUCGGAUCUUGUGGACCGGUUGGCUUAAGACCCUAAGCGCAUUGCGCAUCAUAUCACCACCACAGAAUGACGUCUUUUCAAGACGUGCCGGACCUGGCGCACUUGUACGGUUCAACUUCCCCAUGAACUUUGUCACAUCACCGCUCAUAGCUGAUCUGUUCCUACUUGCCAUUACCGCCAUUGGUAGAGAAGAAGUCUAUGGUGGGACUAUCGGUGCCAACAGUAUUGUACCGUACGACAUUAUGCUAUUCUUCCUGUCGUUGGCAUACAUCGCUAUCUCGGUCGAUGCCUCGGGGCUAAUCAGAUGGCUGGCCUUUAAGGUUCUACAAAAGGGCGGUAAAGUCGGCCACAGGCUUUACUUCUACCUCUACGUCUUCUUCUUCGCGCUUACAGCCUUCAUCGGAAACGACCCUAUUAUCUUGUCUGGUACUGCCUUCCUUUCGUACAUGACGCGCGUAUCGAGCAAUAUCAAGCACCCUCGCGCCUGGAUCUACACCCAAUUCGCCUGCGCUAAUAUCGCUUCUGCCAUUUUGGUAUCUUCCAAUCCUACAAAUCUGGUUCUGGCAGGAGCUUUCGGUAUCAAGUUCAUCAAAUACACGGCCAACAUGGUCGUACCAGUAGUCGUCACUGGCAUCGUACUGUUCCCUUUCCUUCUUUACAUCAUCUUCCACGAUGAGUCUCUCAUCCCAUCUUCGAUCAAGAUGGAAGACCUCCCUGAUGAGAUCAAGAACAAGCCGCCGGUCAACCCCAACAUUCCUUUCGCCAAAGGUGAGCCGGAAGACGAAGACGUCGAUCCUGCCAGCGACAACGAACAAAAGCAACUCUCUCUUGAAGAGAUCUUGAACCCGUUCCUCGACAAAAAAGGCGCGAUUUUCGGUGCGGGACUUAUGGCCGUGACUUUGGUCGCAGUACUCGUGAUUAAUGCCGUCGCUCAAGGCACCCAUGAAUGGCCGGUGUUUUAUGUUACACUACCGGCGGCAUUCGUGCUGUUCAUCUUCGAUCUCGGACUUGGCUGGACAAACAGGAAAGAGACACGCAGAAUUGCCCAAGAGGGUCGACAGAGAGCGGAGACCGUCCACGCCGAAAGGGCAAAAAGGAGAAGGUCUAUCGUGCGGGAAGAGCCCAGCAUGCUCCAAAACGGCGAGUCCUUCAAUACGAGCAGCAGCAUCGAUGAGAAAACUCAGGCACCGACUGCGGCGACAUCUACACAGACGUCGAACGAGCGGCUGCAGAUCACAACAGACAAAGAGCAAGGAGUCAACGAAGAGGGCCGCCUAAAGAAUUCGACCCAGAAGAAGCGUACGACGCUCGAAUCGUUGAUCAAGGAAAGACACCAGUGGGCUCGGGAAACAUUCCCCACAACCAUGACCGUUUUCAACCACCUACCACUAGCUCUUCUACCCUUCGCAUUCUGCAUGUUCGUCCUGGUGCAAGCACUCGUCACGAAAGGAUGGGUUCCAGUAUUCGCGCAUGGCUGGGAUACUUGGGUGAACAAGACCGGUACGGUGGGGGCCGUUGGCGGCAUGGGUUUCCUGUCUGUCAUUCUCUGCAACUUUGCCGGCACAAACAUCGGCACCACGAUCCUGCUCUCCCGCGUUAUCCAGUCCUGGCAGGUGAUACACAUGCGGAAUGGCACAGAUAUAUCCAACAGAACCUUCUGGGGCACAGUGUACAGCAUGGCCAUCGGCGUGAACUACGGCGCUUUCAGCUUGGCGUUCAGUGCGUCGCUUGCUGGUAUGCUAUGGCGCGACAUUCUGGGCAGAAAGCAUAUUCGUGUUGGUGGACUUGAAUUUGCAAGGGUCAAUCUGCCCAUAAUUGCCAUCACGAUGGUGGUUGGUCUUACAGUGCUGGUCGGGCAGAUCUACAUUAUAAGGGAUACUUCUCCUUACUAUGUUCGACAAGACGCAUAAGUGGUCUUGCCGGAUGAGCUACGUAGCAGCUAUGAAUGAAAACUUGACAGCACCCACAACAAGGCUCAGACCAGCCUCUCCUCCUCGCCCGUUAUGAGCAAGAGCUUAUCCACCCUCAGGCUCGCAAAACCCCUUAUGUACC